AUGAAUAACUCCUCAAAAGACAAGAAAUCGGAUAGCGCAAACAAUCUCACCGUAUAUAAGGACCAGAGACAUUCGAAAGUAAUUACUUUCAAAGCAACCUUUCUGAAGAAUAACAAGGAAAAGACCCGUAUGAUCAAAGCAUCAGAAGCAACUAUCUUUGAUAAACUACCUUUGAUCCAGCUCGCAAAUUCUGAAGGUAGGUCAGACCAAGAAAAUGGAACAUUAGAGCAAGCAAAACCAGCCAAAAUAGAAAAAUGUAAGAAAUCUGAGAUUGUUGACUUGACCGAAGAGAAGGCUUUUGAUCAAGUGAAGGUAGAGGAAGAAACUCAAUCGACACGCAGCUCACAGAAGUUGAAUAAAGAUCAAUUGACCUCCACUCCGAAGAGACUUGAGAAAGAAAGCCAGUCACCUCCUAUGACGCUGAAUGCGAAGGAAAAAACCAAACCGGAUAGACCAACCUCACCAAUUCCUACUGCACGAAAUUCGAAGAAAGCACGUCAACCCCCUCCUACCAAAUGGAGAUCAAAGAAACCAAACCAAUCAACCACUACUCUCUAG
Molecule: messenger RNA, 558 nt
Organism: Sclerotinia sclerotiorum 1980 UF-70
Lineage: Eukaryota; Fungi; Ascomycota; Leotiomycetes; Helotiales; Sclerotiniaceae
Exons: 4
Coding region: 1-558 (185 amino acids)
Source: RefSeq, a predicted model, not a curated record